Sphaeroforma arctica JP610 is the source of this 1427-nucleotide messenger RNA. RefSeq lists its product as hypothetical. The record is from RefSeq and is a predicted model, not a curated record. Gene Ontology annotation, molecular function: phosphatidylinositol kinase activity. The transcript is spliced from 5 exons. Gene Ontology annotation, biological process: phosphatidylinositol metabolic process. Bases 108 to 1109 code for a protein of 333 amino acids. NCBI's taxonomy places the organism in Eukaryota, Ichthyosporea, Ichthyophonida.
CUUCUUCCCUACAGAAUCUCACACAAAACACGAAAACUCUGCUGCCAAAGUUCUUCGGUCUCUUCUGCUAUAAGACCGCGUUGGGUAAAAACAUUCGAUUUGUAAUCAUGAAUAACAUCCUGCCGACUAAUCUCAGCAUGGACGAGAAGUUCGAUCUGAAGGGAUCAACGUAUAAACGACAGGCAUCACAAAAGGAAGAGCAGAAGAAGUCUCCCACACUCAAGGACUUGAACAUCAGGAAAACGUACAACGGAGGGAUAUACGUUGAACAGCGCGCGUACGAUGCCAUCCUGCGCACACUGAGAAGGGACUGCCGAGUCAUGCAGAGCUUUGGCAUUAUGGACUAUAGUUUAUUAUUAGGCGUGCAUCGCUUGACAGAGAAGUCGUUUCGAGAGCUGGGCGGCAAUAAGAAGGACAGCACCAAAGCCGGAACCGUGUACUCGUUUGCGUCGGUGAUGAGUGUGCUGUGUCUGACCGAAGACGACUAUCUGGCCAAGGACUCUGAUAUGUCGGAUUCAUUCAAUGGCGGAGUGCUUGGGUUCAUAAACAAUGACCAGCCGGUGCUGCUGUUUCUGGGAGUGAUUGAUAUCCUGCAGACGUACAGGAUACGAAAGAAACUGGAACACAUUGUCAAGGCCAGCUACGCCGAUGGGAAAACGAUAUCCGUGUGCGAGCCAAAGUUCUACGCUUCGCGGUUUCAGGACUUCUUGAAGAUGGAAGUGUUUACACCAAUCAGCGCGGACGUAGCCAGCGGUCUCUUGACCGGGGCAAGGCAGAAGUGGCGCCUCAUCCCAAAUAAGGCAAGCCCUGACGUCAUAGACGAGGCCGAAGGAGAGCACAGUCUGGGACAAACGUCCGACGGAGGGAGUACCGAACCUCUGCACGGACCAGCGGAACACAUAGACACCGCACGGAUCCACACCAGGCAUGUAGAGCGGGAUAGUACAGGCUUUCACCACGCCACCCCCAGGUCAGUAUCACCCGGGCAUAGGGCAAAAGCGGUCCACGCGGAUGUGGGAGAGGUGCAUAGGCCUACCCAUACGCAGGGUGGGAUGGUGCGAGAGGGCGAGAGGCCGGCAGAGAUAGCGGCACUCGCCACGGUGCCUUAGUAAUAGUAGUAAAACACAAUAAGCGGAGACAGGGUGUUGGGGAAGUACUGGAUAUCACGAUGACACUCGAGUAGAGUUAGUGUCUUCUGAGACAGCCUUAUAUAUUCAAAGUGUUUGUUGAGUGUUAUAUAUAGUACUACGAGAUGCUCUCGUGACAUGGGUGCACCGAAUUAAAUAGACACACGGGUAUAACUUGUGAGUCAUCCAAGCUGCAGUACCGUUUUACAGUGUCUGUUCUGUCUGUUCUGUCUGUUCAGUCUUGUGUGGUAUCUAUGCUAUGGCCUUUAUCGAGAGCUCAAUUCCUUACUUCUAACGUAA